AUGGGACUCAAUGGCCUCAUCCCAGUACACGAAGACAUAUACCACAAUCUUCUACGCAACCAAGCUUAUGUGGACGCCCACAAUAUUAGGAGUCAAUAUCAAUUAAAUAUUGAAGCACAUUCUUACAACCAAGUGUUAGAAGAUGUUGCAAUUAUUGCUGAUAUGUGGCCACCACUAGGGAUAGACUUACCAUAUGCUCUAGAACCACAGGAGUUAAACUUACCCUAUGUCCCAGACCCAGAAGAUGAAACAUAUUUGGAACUUCUGGACCUUGAUGAUCUAUCUGUUGAGUCUAUUGCAUCAGCUGCUUCAGUGGUAAUCAUUGAACCACAAAAGUCUAAUCCAACUAUCAUCAAUCUAAAUUUUGAUGAUGAAAAUGAAUAUCCCGAGCCUGUUAUCCCUCUCGUUGAAAUCAUAGAUAUUAGUUUUGAUGAUGAAUAG
Prunus armeniaca (apricot) is the source of this 441-nucleotide messenger RNA. Lineage: Eukaryota; Viridiplantae; Streptophyta; Magnoliopsida; Rosales; Rosaceae. The record is from the annotation of a GenBank genome assembly.